AUGGCUGCCAAGCUACUGUCGCGCUAUCCAUGGGCUUCUCACCCCUUCAUCGUGGGUGCUCCCAUGCGCGUCAUGUCAGGCCCCUCACUGGCCGUCGCCAUCUCUCGAGCUGGUGGCCUGGGCUUUAUUGGUCCCGGUGUCAAAACACAAGACAUGGAGGUUGAUCUUGUUGAAGCGUCGACCCUGAUCAAUAAAGCGCGCGCUUCAUCUGCGUUUACCGCAUUGUCCUCAACAAACCCAAUUCUCCCGGUCGGUGUGGGCUUUCAGCUAUGGGGAGACGAUAUCGAGAUAGCUGUUGCUACCGUCGAAAAGUUCAAGCCUUGUGCCGCGUGGCUGUAUGCCCCGCGCGAGAGCCUCAGUGAAUUCGAUGAUUGGUCACGCAGAAUCCGCCAGGUGUCUCCACAAACACAAAUAUGGAUUCAGAUAGGUACCUUGGGCGAGUCAAAGCAGCUUCUGCAAAGCCUCGAAAAACCAGAUGUUGUAGUCGUGCAGGGAUCGGAAUCGGGCGGCCACGGGCGGGCGACGGAUGGGAUGGGUCUCAUGACACUGUUUCCUGAAGUCGCAGACGUAAUGGCAAGCAGCAACAUUCCCCUGCUGGCAGCGGGUGGUAUUGCCGAUGGGCGUGGAGUCGCAGCAGCGUUGUGUCUCGGAGCUUCAGGGGUCGCAAUGGGGACACGGUUCCUAGCUGCCAGCGAAGCACGGAUUAGCAAGGGGUAUCAAGAUGAGGUUGUGCGAGCAUCCGACGGUGCAGUUAGCACGACUCGCACACUGCUUUACAAUCACCUCAGGGGCACGUUUGGGUGGCCUGCUGAAUAUAGCCCGAGGACGAUUAUCAACAGAUCCUUCCUGGAGCAGCAAGAAGGCCGCUCGUUUGAAGAGCUCAAGGAGCUUCAUGAUGAGGCCUCGAAGAUGGGAGACAGUGGCUGGGGCCCGGAGGGCAGACUGGCUACCUAUGCCGGAGCCUCCGUGGGACUCAUCCAUCAAGUGGCUGAGGCAGAGACUAUCGUUCGAGAUGUGCAAAAAGAUACACUCAAACGGAUUCGGUCUGUCGGGGCCGACAAAUAG
Molecule: messenger RNA, 1065 nt
Organism: Penicillium cinerascens
Lineage: Eukaryota; Fungi; Ascomycota; Eurotiomycetes; Eurotiales; Aspergillaceae
Product: nitronate monooxygenase
Exons: 1
Coding region: 1-1065 (354 amino acids)
Molecular function (GO): nitronate monooxygenase activity
Source: RefSeq, a predicted model, not a curated record